Molecule: messenger RNA, 3291 nt
Organism: Caenorhabditis auriculariae
Lineage: Eukaryota; Metazoa; Nematoda; Chromadorea; Rhabditida; Rhabditidae
Source: the annotation of a GenBank genome assembly
AUGGUGAGUUUUGUCCUGGCUAAAAAGGUCUUAAAAAGAUGGAAAGGAAUAUUUUAUGUUUCGGACUAGUUCGAAAAUCUUCCUUUUUUCAGCUUUUCGAAGGAAGAAAGACCUUUUUCGGACACUUUUUGAAAAAUUUUCUGGCCUUUUUUCAACGCCUGUCACCUCCUUGAAAAAGGGUCAAAAAGAUUUUUUGAAGGCCUUUUUAAGAUAUUUUUGACCUGUGUUUUUUUUUUUGAAGAUUUUUUUCUUUGAAGCGCACCUUUCCUAGAUAAAAAAGCCAUUAAGAGAGAUUUUGAAGUCCUUUUUAGAUUCUUAAGACCUUCCCUACUCAUUCAUUUAAAUAAUUAGCAAGUUUCAUUCUUAGGACAAAGAAAUCGAAAUCAAGUACGUCAAGGUGGACAAAAACGCCAAAGUCCCGAAAUACGGGACGGCUGAAGCCGCCGGGGCGGAUCUUUCCAGCAACGAGGACUGCGUCAUUCCAGCCAAAGGUUUCUCCUUCGGUUUUGUGUGUAGUUUGUCCAAGAAACCUUGCUGUGAUGUUCGACGACGCGGAAGUCUUGAAUGACCUAGAGUUACACUGAAACGACAAUUUUUCGAAAUUUAUCUGCACUUUUUUCUAUUUUCUUCCCUACAUUCAAAAGAUUAUCCGGUAAAUAAUUGAAAGGAGACCGGAUAUCUAUUUUUUGUUAUUCAUGCUCUUUAAAAACCGUCAAAGCUUCAGGGGAAAUUUAUUGUUGGUCGAUUUUUUUGGUACCUUUGAGUAGAUAAUUGUCACUUUUUUUUUUUCAGUUUUUUUCAAAAAAAUUUUUUUGCAGUCACUCGAAAUUUUCCUCAUUUCAAGGUCAUAUUUCGGAGCACAAAGAACUACUUUUUGGCCCUUAACUGCGCCCGACUUUGAGCUACUCCCCUCGAUUUAAUGGGAUUCGGGACCCGAUAAAAGAGCAGCUUAUUUAGAAGAGACUAUAGAGCGGCCAGUCUUUAAAUCAAAAAUCAAAUCAUUUAUUUGCUAUUCUAGUCACAUGUAACUGAAUAGGCGGUGAACAAGAACUUCUGAUGCCAUAACGAAUUUGGAGAACUAGAAGUCCAAACGUGUAGUUGAUCAAGUUGAAAGCAUGGUCUCACGGUCCUUUGUCUUGUUCUUCGGCGCGUAGUUCAUCCAGUUGGGUCUUGACGAGCUCAGAAUGUACCGGAUCUUGUGCUAGAGUCCGUAGACCGUGCUCUAGGUGGAAGCCUGAGAAUGAGAACGAGAACUUGGUUAGAGUGGAGAUUUUACACGACAUCUUGAAAACUUUUUUUCGAAUUAUUUUUUAACAAAACUAGUUUUUUUUUUUGAGAAAGUCAUUCAAUAGGAGCGCCUUAUUGCGUCUCGUUUCUCAUAAAUCCCUUCCCCACCUUUGCUACGGAAUCCUCUGACGCGCAAGCCGUUUUUCGUCCGGCGCAGUAAAAAAAAACUUUCCGGCCGUGACGCAUUGAAUCAUUCAUUACGGUUGGAAUCGGGGAAACGAAGCGAAUAUUCUCAGUUUUCCCGGCUUUAGAACCGAGAUGUUUAGGAAAAAGACGCGUCGCGACUGGAAUCAGAGUCGAGAUCCCCAAAGGCUACUACGGAAGGAUCGCUCCCCGGUCCGGACUUGCCCUGAAGAACUUCAUCGACGUCGGCGCCGGCGUCCUCGACAGCGACUACCGUGGCGAGAUCAGCGUUCUCCUCUACAAUUUCGACGACAAGGACUUCGAGGUAGUCCCUUCGACACAACACUCAACCUGAACCCUGUAGAGACCACCUGAAUUUGACCCCCCCAUAAGGAUCUUUUUUUCGUAACCUAUAAGGGCCACUCUAGAAUUUCUAAUUAGUCUAGAAAACCAUACUUUCCCUUCAAAAUAAACCCAAAACAGUCUAACCUGUCUGCGCUCUCUUCUUUCUCUCCGAUGAAGUCAUAAAACCAUGAAAACAGGACGUCAACAGGAUAAAUCAUUCUAGUUCUUACAAAAAAGAAAAAAAUAAAUUUUACAAUUUUUAGAUCAAAGUCGGUGAUCGGAUCUGCCAAAUGGUCAUGGAGAAGUUUGCCCAGAGCAAAUUUGUCGAAGUCGAGGAGUUGAGCGAAACCGAGAGAGGCGAUUGUGGAUAUGGUUCCACUGGAAAAUAAAGAGAAAACGGCUUUUUUUUUCAAAGGUUCGAUGUGUAUAAAGUAUAAAUAUUGGCAUAGAAAAAGGGUAUUUCGUUCAGAAAAAAGUGGGAACGUUUAAUCCUCAAAAGGAGGUAUGAUAUUUAGAACUUUUUGAAGUAUUUUUUGGAAGAUUAGCCUGCAUUUUUUUCAAUCUUUUGAUAACCGACUUCCCGAAAAUUGCGUUUCCGAUUUUGAAGGUGUAUAUAGAGAGGAUUUCCAGCUAGAAACUUUAUAUUUUUCAAAAAAGCUGGUAAUUUCUAAUACCUAUAAGGAGAUUACUUUUUCUCAAGUCUUGAGAAUUUUUCAAAAAAAUUUUGCCAGGACUUUUUCUGGUUUAUUAGUUGAAGAUCUGAUAAAUUUCAACUUAUAGAGUCUCCUAGUUUUUGAGAACACUGGCUUAAAAGUCGAAAAACCCGUCAUAUGAUGAUCUAUAAAACCUGUUAAAUAGGCCGUUUCAAGACGAGCUUUAUUUGUGGUAAAUAUAUUAACGCUGUGACGUUUUGAAGCGAAGAAAAUUGAACAUAUUUUUGUAAACUUCAGAAAGAAGUUGGUUGGACUAUUGAAGUGGUCGACAGUAUUUUCAUACAUUUGGAGUCGGCUGGACUUCUUCCUCUCAUUUUUAAAAAGCGUAAUAACGAUGGGGAUGCUAUAUUUAUUGAAGAAGUUUUACUAGAAGAACGAUGAAGGUGGUGCUCAUUCGUAGGCACGAGCGUUGGCGUCACCUCCCCACUGGAGCCAGAGAAGGCCGUUGGCCGAGGCGACGAGGGCCGCGAACACGGUGAGGACGGUGGAGGACGACAUCUUACGAUGGAUUCUAGAGGGGAAAAAGGCGCAUUUUAUAGGUUGAAUCUAGGCAGGUCUCAAGGAGCAGUUAAAUUGAAAAAUGGGAACUGACUAAAAGUUCAUGGAAGUCUCUCAGGACUCGAUUUGGUUCCCAUUCUUUGAUUUUACUGCACCUUGAGACCUUCCUAGAUUCAACCUAUAAAAGAGCCUCCUUCCCUCCAGAAUCCAUCGGAAGAUGUCGUCCUCCACCGUCCUCACCGUCUUCGCGGCCCUCGUCGCCUCGGCCAACGGCCUUCUCUGGCUCCAGUGGGGAGGUGACGCCAACGCUCGUGCCUACGAAUGA